CCAAAUUAUAUUAUUUCACACUCAAACAUUUCCAUCCAUUAGUAGUGAUUAAAAUUAUGCCUAUAGACAAGAUUGUGGAAAUGUUGCCCCUUAAUUGAUGAAGAUUAGCGUGAUUGAUAUCUUAAUUUUAUUGCUCUACUAGAUCUCUUAUCAUAUUAUAGUUUGUUAAUUGAUAUUUAGGGAGGAAUUUUUUUGCAACUACAGCUCCAAGUUAUGGGAAUCAUUGAAGAUGGUACUGCAAAAGGCUUUUUACCUAGUGAGGAAUUGUUUGCAGUACACUACCCUGCAUAUCCUUCAUCCAUGUCGCGUGCUGUCGAAACCCUUGGUGGAAUUGAUGCAAUUGCUAAGGCUCGCAGCUCCAAGUUAAACAAAUUGGAGCUUCGUUUUCGUCCUGAAGACCCAUGUUCACAUCCUGCUUUUGGCCAGAUUUAUCCUUGUAAUAAUUUGCUGUUGAAAAUAUCCAAGGGGAAUAGUGGGGGUAUUCAAAGUAAUAAUUGUUGCAGCAGCCAAUCCAAGGAUUGCAGUUCUGAAAAAUCUGAAAAGCCUAAUGUUCUCUCUGCCGAUAUUGUUGCUAGAGUGCCAGAGGCUUAUAAUUUUACUGGAAUGGUGGAUUAUCAGCAUGUCCUUGCUGUACAUGCUGAUGCUGCACAGAGGAAAGGAAGCUAUAAUGAAGUGAAGGGGCCAUUUGAAAAGGGAGAUCUUGGUGAUGCUGAUGAUGAAAAUUUGAUGAUGCUGGUACCUCCACUGUUUUCACUGAAAGAUGUUCCCGAGAAUAUAGUGUUGAGGCCAUCAAUCACAUUGAGUUCCAAAAAGAAACAGGAGGGAGUUGUACAACAUCGGUGGGAGAUGGAGAUUGAACCAUGUCUAGCUAUCGAUUUCAAUAUCAAAGAGAUUCCUAAAAGGGUUAACUGGGAGGAAUACAUAUCACGAGGAUCAGAUCAAUGGAAAUGGCAGAUGGUUGUGUCUAAAUUGUUUGAUGAACGACCCAUUUGGACAAGAAGCUCUAUCCAUGAACGCUUGUGUAAAGAGGGUCUGAAAUUUGGAGACCAUAUGCUUAAGAGGCUUCUUUUUCGGAGUGCAUACUACUUUGGAAGUGGACCGUUCCACAGGUUCUGGAUCAGAAAAGGUUAUGAUCCUCGCAAAGAUCCUGAAUCUCGCAUAUAUCAAAGAAUUGAUUUCAGGGUUCCCCCAUCUUUGAGAGGGUAUUGUGAUGCUGCUAGUGGAAAGAAGCAUAACUGGGAGGAUUUGUGCGCAUUUCGGGUUUUUCCGUACAAAUGUCAGACUUAUUUUCAACUUUCUGAACUUGCCGAUGAUUACAUUCAAAAUGAGAUACGAAAGCCUCCAAACCACACUGUUUGCACUUGUUCAACGGGAUGGUACACAUCAUAUGUUCUUGAUAGUUUAAGAUUAGGUGUUGCAGUGAGGUUUUUAUCAGUGUAUCCUCUAGACGGUGCUGAAUCUUUGCUGAAACGUGUUUCUGAAAAAUUUGAGAAGUCAAAAAAGAUGCGCUACCAAGUAAACAAUCUCAAGCCCGGAGAAGAGGGUGAAUUGCAAGCUAAUCCAGAGCUGACAGGUGAUGAAGAUAAAGGAGAUGAUGACGAUGACGAUGAUGAUGAAGACAAUGAGAUUGAGGAUGAAGAUGGUGAAGAGGAAUUGGACAUAAAUGACACUGUAUACCUGGAUGGAGACGAUGCUGAUUUCACCCUGCAGUCUGAUUCCUAUUUGGGUGCAGAGAACAUAUCAAGAAAUUACCUGCAGGAACUAUUUGAAAGCUUUCCAUCUACAGGAGCUUCUAAUCAGCAGUUGGAUGGUGCAGAUGUCGGGGAAUAUCAGAUAUAUGAACAAGACAGUGAUGGCAACUACUCUGAUGACUAUUAAGUGCAGGGAGAGAUGAGGACUGAAGUCGAAAAAGUGUCAUUCAUCUGCUUGCUAAAAUGACAGCUUCAAAUAUGCAAAUUUGAUUCUGUUUGCACCGGGCCUCUUAAGGUUCACUGCAUUGCUAACCUCCAGCCUUCCACGUUUGGUGAAUAAAUAACUAAAUAAGGUUUGAGAAGGGCUGUAGGAAAUUUUAGAUAGAAGUAAAAAGGGCAUUUGUGUAGCCGAUCCCACUUAUGGGAUUAAAGUUUUUAUUGAUUGAUUUAAAAAGGACAUUUGUAGUUACACUUUUGAGUUUUGACUAAUGAGUUAUUCUAGCAUUUUUGGCAAUUU
Messenger RNA from Chenopodium quinoa (quinoa), 2208 nucleotides. Its product is annotated as general transcription factor 3C polypeptide 5-like. The record is from RefSeq and is a predicted model, not a curated record. Gene Ontology annotation, cellular component: transcription factor TFIIIC complex. The coding region runs from base 214 to 1878 and encodes 554 amino acids. Lineage: Eukaryota; Viridiplantae; Streptophyta; Magnoliopsida; Caryophyllales; Amaranthaceae. Gene Ontology annotation, biological process: transcription initiation at RNA polymerase III promoter. The transcript has 15 exons.